GUGCGCCCGCCGCUUGGGCCGUGGGCAGAGGACCCGAGCUGGGCCUCGCCGCCUCCUGCUCUCGAGUUCCCGGCCGGGAGCGCGCGGCGGAGCCGAGGCGUCUGUGCGGCGCCGCCAUGGGGAAGCGGGAUAACCGGGUGUACUGGUCCACAUAAAGCAUGACAACUUACUAUUUACUUAUUGCUGCUGUUUACUCAGUUAGCUCAAGUGGCAGAAGAUCUAAAGGGUCCAACCCUGCUGGUGAACCAUGCUUAUAUGAAUCCUAUAGCCAUGGCCAGAUCACGAGGUCCUUCCCAAUCUGCAGGGCCAACAAUACAGGACUACCUGAACAGACCAAGGCCUACAUGGGAAGAAGUGAAAGAACAACUAGAAAAGAAAAAGAAAGGAUCAAGGGCAUUGGCUGAGUUUGAAGAAAAGAUGAAUGAGAAUUGGAAGAAAGAACUAGAAAAACACAGGAAGAAAUUAUUAGGUGGAAAUGAGAGUUCCUCCAAAAAGAAUGAGAAAAAGAAAAAGGAAAAGAAGAAAUCAAAUAGGUUGUCUUCAUCUUCCUCUUCUUCAUCAAGCUCUGAUUCUUCCAGGAGUUCAUCUGAUUCUGAUGAUGAGGAUAAGAAACAAGGGAAAAAACGGAGAAAAAAGAAGUAUCGCUCCUUGCGGAAAUCUUCUGAAAGCUCUACUUCUGAUUCUGAAUCAGACAGCAAGGACAGCACAAAAAAGAAAAAAUCAAAGGAAGAACAUGAAAGAGAAAAGGACAACAAAAGUCUUAGUAGAAAAAGGAAGAAAAUUGAUCGUGGGAAUGGACCUUUAUCAUCUGAAUCGCUAUCAGAGUCAGAUCCUACAGAGGAGGUACAAGUGAAAAAGAAAAAAAACAGUGAAGAAAGAGAGAAAGUAACAGAUAAAACAAAAAAGAGAAAGAAGCACAAGAAACACGGUAAAAAGAAGAAAAAGAAGACGGCUGGUUCAAGUUCAGAUUCAGAAUAACACUUAAAAAUCAAGCGUGUCCCUUCAACAAAAGUGCAAUGACUAAAGGAAACUUCAACUGUGAAAAUUAUCGCAAACUUUACCACACUGCAUGAGUUUUCCAGUGUUUUAGAAAUAUUACUAGACUUUCAAUAGCCAGCCAGGUGCUACUAUGCCCAAAAGUCCAUUGUUGUUGCCUGCUGCUUAAUACCUGGGGUACAAAAUUCUUUUAAUUACAGUAGCCAGUGUUAGUUUAAAAUCAUAAGAGAGGGUGGUCCAGCUAAUAUGUAAAAUAUUAGGAAAUAGAAUGCAACCUUUUAGAUACUAAAAAUAGUGUUUUAACAAGUUAGUAAUAUAGUCUAAUUUUUAAAUCUGCGGAAAUAAAAUAAAAAAUUCAUCUUGAGGAAUAUAACAUAAGACUAUUGAUACUUGGUGACUACUAAUGCCAUUUGUGAAAUGGCAAUAGAAUAGUAACAAUUUUAAAGGUUACUUUUGUAGAAGUAUUUAUGAUAAUUUUGCCCUUUGUUUUCUUUUGGGAGUGUCACCAUUUUGGCUAGCUGAAUUAGGGUGCCUUUGAUCCUUGCAAAAUCUAUCUAUUUUUAACAGUACAACAGCUAUAUUUCCUAGGGAGAUCAGAACUGGUAUCAGCAGGUUUUUCCUGAAUAAACAAUUCUGGGCCCCUAGCAUGUACUUCUGCAUUAAGUAAGAGCAGUGACACACUGCAGCAUAACUUGACAUCCAAAAAUUAAAGACUUUACCUCCACUUAAUUGAAAUGAUGCUGAAUACUGUGCUAUUAAUAUGCAUUAUAUCAUUUAAAGUAAUUUUGAGUUUAACUGAACAUUUCUGGCAAACACUGGUAGCUUUUUUUCCUUUUGCAUUGCCAUUGAGAUAUUUAGAAUUAUUUUGUAUGUUUUGUACCAUUUUUAAAUAACGUACAGGUAUUCAGUUGUAACUAGUGAUUUUUUUUAUGAAUUAUGUUCCAGGUGUGGAGCUUCAUGUAUGUAUUUACUUUAUUCUUACAGUAAAUUCAUUUGCUGUGAUAAAAUGCACACUUGCUGAAAAUAUUUAGCAUGUAAAAAGCAGGGUUUUGAUAACUAACAGCUUCAUAUUGAAGCUGAUUUUACUCUAAGCAAGUUCAGUGGCAGACCUGUUAUGCGGAUGUGUCUUGUUAUAUAAAACUACUGCCAGAAUCUCAGUAAAGAUACUCUUUAAAAA
Chelonia mydas (Green sea turtle) is the source of this 2173-nucleotide messenger RNA. RefSeq names its product family with sequence similarity 133 member B (gene FAM133B). The record is from RefSeq and is a predicted model, not a curated record. Bases 256 to 978 code for a protein of 240 amino acids. The transcript is spliced from 12 exons. NCBI's taxonomy places the organism in Eukaryota, Metazoa, Chordata, Testudines, Cheloniidae.